AUGUUGCCCACCAGCCCCAGCUCUGAUUCUCUCGCCAGUACCCGAUCCAGCACGAGUCCAGGGACGCCUAGCUCUGUUGAUAAUUACCAGACAAUCUCCACCACAUCCACUGUCACCACCCGGAGACGCAAGUUGCGUCGCCCCACGUUCGAGCCCCGCACCUCUCGACUGGAUCCAGAGACAAUGACCAAGAACCAAGACCCCUUCCGUGGAUUCCACACACUCUUCUGGAUUGUAAUGGGUGCCUACGGAUUGAUCACAUUUGACGAGGAAUGGACCAGGGUCGGGAAGGCCUUUGGGGGCACGCUCUUCUCAUCGUUUUCACAGGACGCAAUCAUUCUCGCCAUCAGCGAUUUCGGACUGGUGUUCUCAACCGGGUUUGCCUUUGUCUUGGUCAAGAUGUUCGCCAAGGGAUGGAUGCGGUACAUGGUCAGCGGCAUGGUGGUUCAACACUGCUUGCAGCUUGUCUUCCUGUUGACGGCAAUUGCUUGGACCAUUUGGAGGGAUUGGCCAUGGGUGCAGUCUGGAUUCUUUACGCUCCACUGCAUCACCAUGUUGAUGAAGGUCCACUCCUAUAUCGCCUACAACGGAGAGCUAUCCGAAAAGAAGAUUCAGCUCAAGAAGAUCGAAUCAGCCUAUGCGCAGAUGAAGCGGAACGACAUUCAAAUCAUGGACGAUAACGACAUGGAUGCCAGCGCAGUCGCUGGCAAUACCGAUAACGAUACAUCUAAUGACAACCACAUUGACGACUUACCUACCAAUGACCCAGUCCAGGAACAAGAAGUAUAUCGACGCCGCCACCACCGUCUUGCCUCGGAGGCAGCGGCUGCGCUUCUUCAGGACCCCGCAGCAAACCCGUCAGGAUUCGACGCCAGCAUGCUCGCCUCUGAAGUGGACGAACUGAAGAAUGAGCUCCGGUGCCAGAAUGGCGAACUCUGGCCUGCUAAUGUCACUGUCGCCAACUUUGUGGACUAUUUGCUCGUGCCUUCCUUGAUCUACGAGCUCCAAUACCCACGCACUACCAGGAUCCGUCCAAUGUACGUCUUUGAAAAGUCCGUGGCAACUCUGGGUACCUUUACCCUCCUGUACCUGACGACAGAGCACUAUAUUUAUCCAGUGGUGUUCGAUCCGACCAUCUCCCCUAUGCGCGCUGUGGUGCUACUCAUGAUACCCUUUAUGAUGAACUACCUGAUGAUUUUCUAUAUUAUUUUCGAGUGCAUCUGCAACGCUUUUGCUGAAAUCAGUCGGUUUGCGGAUCGCAGCUUUUACGAAGACUGGUGGAACUGCGUGGGUUUUGACGAGUGGGCACGCAAGUGGAACAAGCCUGUGCACCACUUUCUCCUCCGCCACGUGUACGACUCUAGCAUCGAGUCGUUCCAUCUGUCAAAGAAGAAUGCGGCCUUUGCGACGUUCUUCCUGUCCUCAUGUGUGCAUGAGCUGGUGAUGAUGGUGGUGACGAGAAAGGUGCGCCUGUACCUGUUUGCGCUGCAGAUGUUCCAGUUGCCGUUGAUCUGGGCAGGCAACAUUAAGCUGAUCAGGGAGAGGCCUCGUCUCGCAAACGCUGUCUUUUGGCUGGGCAUGUUCUGUGGUCCUCCAUUGCUGGGCGUUGCUUACUGUUACGCCUAA
Molecule: messenger RNA, 1626 nt
Organism: Gamsiella multidivaricata
Lineage: Eukaryota; Fungi; Mortierellomycota; Mortierellomycetes; Mortierellales; Mortierellaceae
Product: MBOAT, membrane-bound O-acyltransferase family-domain-containing protein
Exons: 4
Coding region: 1-1626 (541 amino acids)
Biological process (GO): ergosterol metabolic process
Cellular component (GO): endoplasmic reticulum membrane
Molecular function (GO): ergosterol O-acyltransferase activity
Source: RefSeq, a predicted model, not a curated record